AUCGACAUGAUCCAGCUGUUAGCAUAGUGAAACAACUCAUGGACCGUUAUCCCGCUGUGGAUGCUCGGAUAUUCUAUGGUGGUGAAAAUGUGGGACUAAAUCCGAAGAUUAAUAAUAUGAUGCCCGCUUAUCGUAGCGCAAAGUAUCCUCUGUUGAUGAUUAGUGAUUCAGGCAUAAUGAUGCGAUCUGAUGCCCUUAUGGAUAUGGUAAACUCAAUGACAGACGACGUUGCACUGGUCACUCAAAUGCCUUACUGCAAAGACCGCGAAGGUUUUGCGGGUACCCUAGAACAGAUUUACUUCGGGACCAGCCAUGGAAGAAUUUAUCUAGCUGGGAAUUGUCUUCAGUUUGUUUGCUCAACCGGGAUGUCUUCUUUAAUGAGAAGAUUUGUGUUAGAUGAGUGUGGAGGCCUAGCGGCAUUUGGUGAUGUUUUGGCCGAAGAUUACUUCAUUGGAAUCGAAUUCAGUCGACGGUAAAC
Messenger RNA from Strongylus vulgaris, 478 nucleotides. The record is from the annotation of a GenBank genome assembly. Lineage: Eukaryota; Metazoa; Nematoda; Chromadorea; Rhabditida; Strongylidae.